Mytilus californianus (California mussel) is the source of this 4479-nucleotide messenger RNA. RefSeq lists its product as uncharacterized. The transcript has 4 exons. NCBI's taxonomy places the organism in Eukaryota, Metazoa, Mollusca, Bivalvia, Mytilida, Mytilidae. Gene Ontology annotation, molecular function: ubiquitin-protein transferase activity. Gene Ontology annotation, biological process: positive regulation of DNA-templated transcription. Gene Ontology annotation, cellular component: chromatin; nucleoplasm. The coding region runs from base 263 to 2827 and encodes 854 amino acids. The record is from RefSeq and is a predicted model, not a curated record.
UUGUGAAGUGUAUUGAUUUAUAUGUUCUAAAUGGGUCCUUUAAUUUUUAAUUUGAUUGUUUGAUUAGUAACUGUUAUUGUACGAACUGUUUUCCAUAGACUUUGAUAAACAUGUUCAUUGGACGACCUUAUCUAUUCGGAGGACAUUUUAACAACAAACCAGUACAGAUAAAAGUUCACAAAUGAGUUUUUGUCCAUGGUGAAGGAAUAUGAAUCAGGAGAACGCCAACCCAACUGUCAAUGCAUGAUUAAGAGGUAGAAUAAUGAGCACGAGAGGCAGCAAGUUAGUAUCAGAAAUACAAGAACGAUAUUUGGAAUGCAGCAUUUGUACAGAGAUAUUUAACGAACAUGAACGUAUUCCUAAACUUCUUCCUUGUCUUCAUACAUUUUGCUUGGCAUGCCUCAAAGCUCUGUACAAAAAAGAUCGAAUAAAAUGUCCCACCUGCAACGGCUUGUAUAAGUUGAGUAAACGAGAAUUUAACAAUCUUCCUAAAGACAACACCCGACGUGACCUCACGUCAUUCAUUCAAGUUCAAGUUAAACCUGACAAUGAGUGUUUAAAUUGUGGAAACUGUGUAAGCAAAUUGUAUUGUUGUUAUGACUGCGAUAAAUGCUUUUGCUCUAAAUGCUGCAAAGUUCACAAACAAAAACAUUCAUCGCAUAAUGUACAAGAAUUGAACGAAGAAACAUCCAACGUUUGUAAAAUUGCUGGACAUGACAAUAGUCCACUGAAAUAUUUUUGUAAGGGGCCUUUAUGUGAAAAAGUAAUCUGUGCUAAUUGUGCCUUAUCCGACCACAGAGAUCAAGGAAAACAUUACUUAGAAGAUGUGAAACAAACAAUUGAUCAACGCAAAGAUCAGUUAAAGACAGCUGUUGCAGCUUUGAGAAGACAAAUAAACACCGUGAAAGUCAUAGAGAAAACUUGUAAGGAAAAAGAUAUUUCCUUGCGCAAAGAGAGGGAAAAGUUCUGCACAAAUGUAGAAAGAAUCUAUAAUGACGGAGUAAAUGCGUUGAAUUUCAAAAAAGAAUUCAUAGUCCAGAGUUACAACAAAUUGCUUAAAGGACACGAAGAAAGUAUUCUAAGCACAAAAGAGAAAACUUCCCCAUAUAUUCAGAACGCUGAGGAAUGCUGUAAUAUAACCGAAAGAUUACUCUCCGAUAAUGGGAUUAAAUCGUUCCUUGCAGUUGAUAAAACAUUGAAUAAUCGUAUCCAGGAAUUUUUAGAUAAAUCUUUUGAAAAUGUUGAAUUUAAUGACAAAGCAGGUUUACAGUCUGUACAUGGAAACGUUACUUCCUUUGAACAAUCUGUUAAAGGCUUCAAAGACUCUUUGAAAACAUCAAAAUCUAGUUGUGUAUAUGGUUAUGAUUUACUUAAAGGUAUUUCAAAGAAGCGUUUUCCGUGUCCUGAACCAAAGAUAAUUUUAAAUUUAGGUAUCAGAACUGUGAAAAAGGCUAGUUCUUACAUGUACGACACAUUCUUUGAGGAACCCGAGCAAGAGACGUUUCUUGACAGGCUGAAGCGAACAUCCAAAGUUUUUAUCCCAAUAUUUAUUGUGAUAGCAAUGGCAAUGCUACCAGCAGACUUGUUUAUUUCAAGUAAUUAUUUUUUAGUUGCAAAUUCCACAUUCAAUACUAAACCGAAAAGCUCAUUUGUUUGUAGCUCAAUUGACAACGAAUCAGUUUCAACUAUUCCUAUUGGUUAUAGCACAACAUGCGGCUCAAGGGAUAAUUUUUUCAAAUAUGAAGGUGUCUUCGUGGACAGAGAAUUUACAAGAUAUAAAUCGCAUAAUUUGGACUUGGUUGUGAAAUUUCAAGAACAUUUCUUCGUAGAUAGUGAUUAUGAAGGACUUGUGCUAUUUGAAUUUGGUUUGACAACUGAAAGUGUUAACACAUAUUACCUCCAUGAGAGUAGUAUGUUAACUCUUACUGCAUACAGCUGUAGAAAUAUGUAUAGUGUUUGCAUAAGAAUUGGUAAUGGUCUAAAUAGCCCACUAUCAUUGGGCAAUAUUUUUGUUGCCGACCUAAAUUCUAAUUAUAUGAGAGGGAAAUUCAGUAUUCGAAUUCGACCAGAAAGGGGAAUUAUAUCGUUUAUUUCUAAAACAGAUGAGACAAUCCUGUUGUACAAAUUCACAAAUGUUUUAAUAGACUCUUCAUUGUUUGGAGUGUUUGCCUUAUAUGAACGAGAAAAAAUAUCUGUCUCGAUGUCUUUGUCUACCGACAAUAAUAUCCAGUUUGAUAGAUCUACUUUGCAUCCAAGUUUAUACAUUUCAUCUGAUAACAAAACGUUUUCAAACCGACCAACAUCUUAUACAAGAUUAAACGACAGAAAAGACAACAGAUAUGUUUAUGCCGUUCCAUUAUCAACUGCUUCAUUUGAACACAUAUAUACAGUUGUGAACAUCAGGUUUACUCAUAUUAACGGUUUGAAAUAUGGAACAAAGAUGUUUGAAAUCGGAGUAGGGAGUAACAAGAACAGGCAGUUCUAUAAAGAUUUAAAAUUUGAAUGCUUCAUAUGUAGAAUAACAAAAUAUUGGAUAUUUGACGGUACUGGAUAUUGUUUACAAAACAGAGAUGGACUAACUAUAAUUAAACCAAGUUUUAAAAUUAUCAUGCAUUACCAAAUUACGACAAAUAGAUUAAGCAUCUAUAUUCCGAAUACUGAAGGAAGACGCAGUUACUAUAUCUACACAUAUACGAAUUUUGAUCGGGUUCUUCCCACUUUUUAUAUUGGCAAAAUGGAUUCCAAAGACAUAACAGCAUCAUGGACAAAAGAUGUUCUGCUAUAUGAAGCAGCAUGGUUAUUAUUUUCAGACUGGUUGGAUUCAUAAAUAAGACAUAAAUCAACAGCUUAAAUCGCUUUCGUAAAACUAUUAAAUGCAGAAAUAUCAUCAAAAUUGCGAAAUGUUUCAAAUAAGAAAAAAACUCAGUUUAUUUCUUAAUUAUUCUAUUUGUCAUAAGGGAACGGAAUUUUCGGUUAUUUUAUAUUUUUCAUUCUGAAGAUUGUCAUACGACACUGCAAUUCUUUCUUCAAUACAACAUUGCUGAAUUUAGUUGCUUUUAUUUGCAGAUAUAUUAUUAUUUUAAAGUCAUAUGAAAUGAUUUUCUGAUAAUUAUUAUGUUGAGAAAAUGAUUGAAACAAUGCAUGCAUAUAUAUUAUACUAAGUCCUCUGCGGACGUGUUUUAAUACAUUUAUAACGAACAAUACAGUAUAAUCGACAAAAAAUAUUUCAUCCUGUGAUUGUUGAUCGAAAAUUUUACCUGCAAAUUAGCUUUCGGGUUUGUAUGCCAACGUUUACCGAUUGUUACUUAUUGAUAACCAAUCAACACAGAAUAAUGGAACAUGUGGAAAAUAAGUGAGACGAUAGAGCGAUAUAUAUUUGUAUUUUUUAUGUUUCCAUGUUUUCCAUGCGUACCCAUUUGUUAAUUAAACUAAACUAUUUCAUAACAGUUGUGAAAUGAUUUGAUGUAUUAUUUUUUUUUAUUUCAGAAUUAAUUAAUUUAACACUAUCUUUUCCCCCCUGUGUUUACCUUUUCUUUCAUCACGGGUUUUCCCCCUGAUCUGUGCAAUUGCCGAAGUUCUAACGGAGGAUUUCAUGGUUAAGGUCCCUGGAUACGGAAAAGCUGUCGGCGAAUGAUGUACGGGAAGACCACAAAUCAAUAGCAUUACCUUUCUGAAGAUUUUGAUUAGAGUCUAUGUACACGUUUUUUUAAAAGUAAAAGUAAGCAAUUGAAGUAUAUAAAACAUUUAAAACUUUUUUAUUAAAGAAAUAUUAUAUGACUUUAAGUUUCUGCUUCUUUAAAAUUUGUUAAAGAAAAUAUUCUACAUAAAUGAUCAAAACUGCUUAUAAAAAUGCCAUUGGGAAGUAGAUUUAUAUACAACUCGAGCCAACGAAAAACUUAUUGAAUCAAUCUAGCGACAAACGUAUAAUAAAAAUACCGAACUCCAAGGUAAAUUUAAAAAGGGGAAAUCAAUAAAAACUGACAAAAUCAAACGUUAUCAACCAACGGAACAAUUUUUUGUUGUUCAAAAAUGACAAUCAUUUCCACUACGAAGAAUAAAUGAUUAUUUUCAAUUUUCCUUAGCAUAAGUUGAAAUGAAAUACAUUUUAUACAUUCAGUAACCACUAAUUAAACAAAAACAAAAAAAUUACACAAUGUACGGCAAAUGUCUCUUUUUAUGCGGUAAACGGCGUCGGCGAAAUAACUGUUGGGGAAAGUGCAUGCAGUUAAAAACAAAUAUUUUCAAUAUGGUUCGCUUUUUGCACGUCAAGAAAAAAAUAGUUGGCCCAACAACAAUAACCCCAUAAUGAUACAAUUUUGUCGAUUAAAAUUAAUAUUCGAAAUUAUUCAAAUAAAUAAGAUUUUGUUUUAACAAAACACAAUAUAUAUGUCAAUGCGUACAGACAGAUAAAAGGUAGGAUUCAUAUUUAUUUAUUUGUUAUUUUUAUGAUAUUGAAGAAUAUAAAUACAUAUAUAACUA